Molecule: messenger RNA, 1434 nt
Organism: Aspergillus glaucus CBS 516.65
Lineage: Eukaryota; Fungi; Ascomycota; Eurotiomycetes; Eurotiales; Aspergillaceae
Product: Mpv17/PMP22 family protein
Exons: 4
Coding region: 234-1019 (261 amino acids)
Cellular component (GO): cytoplasm; membrane
Source: RefSeq, a predicted model, not a curated record
AACAAAUAAACAACCGUGCUCUCUCUCUCUCUUCUCCUUCUCCCCUUUGCUACAGAAUAUUCUUAAUACUACCUUUUUUAUAUACCAACCCCACUGUUUCUCCAUAAUUACAUUUGAUUUCUCACCAACACUGCUGUCUCUGACUUGUCCGCCCUCGUGUUGUCGUCGCGACGACCUGACCAGCUCCGUUAUCGCACGCGAACCCCCAACCACCACACCUCUGAACCAGCACCAUGUCCGUCAAGCUGCAAGAUACGAUCCAGGAGGCCGUCCAGGAGAAGAUCCAGGACUCGCUCCAGGAUCAGUCGGUGCGCCAGGAGACCAAGGAGUUGGCGCACCUAGUUGGUGAGCGCCUGACUGGCGGUCCGACACAGAUUGGCUAUCUUGCACUCUACCUGCGUCAACUCCAAUCGAACCCCCUCCGUACCAAGAUGCUCACUUCCGGUGUCCUUUCGGCCCUGCAAGAAUUCCUCGCGUCCUGGAUCGCGCAAGAUGUCAGCAAACACGGCCACUACUUCAGUCAUCGGGUGCCCAAGAUGUCGCUCUACGGCAUGUUCGUUUCGGCUCCGCUGGGACACUUCCUCGUCGGCAUUCUCCAGAAACUCUUCGCCGGUCGUACCAGCCUGAAGGCUAAGAUCUUGCAGAUCAUCUUUAGCAAUCUAAUCGUCGCUCCCAUCCAAAACGUCGUCUACCUCGCGUCCAUGGGUUACAUCGCCGGUGCGCGUAACGUCCACCAGGUCCGCGCUACCGUGCGCGCUGGUUUCAUGCCCGUCAUGAAGGUUAGCUGGAUCACCUCGCCGCUGGCCCUUGCCUUUGCGCAGAAGUUCCUUCCCGAGCACGCCUGGGUGCCCUUCUUCAACCUGGUUGGCUUUGUUAUCGGUACCUACGUCAACACCCACACCAAGAAGAAGCGUCUCGAAGCGUUGAGAAAGCGCCACGAACGCCGCGGUGGCAGCGAGUAUGACGGACGCCGUGGUCCUGGCAGUGAAUACGACCGGAGCGACCGCGAUUACCGUUAAAAUGUACAUACGAUGAUUCCAGACGACUAGCAUGUGGAUUCUCCUUUUCAACUACGAUCGCAAGCCAAUCUCAGGAAGAACAUAUCUUGGUUAUCUACAUGAUCUAUCCUUAAUUACUACGUCCGCUCUCACGACGAGGAUAUGAUCCGCCUUGUUAUUACCCCUUUUACGAUGAAUGGCCUAUUUUGUUUGUUUUGAUUUAUAGACCUCGGGCUGGUAUUCUAGAUUUACCGCGGAAUACUGGAUGCUUGGUUACUGUGAUAUAAUGCUCAAUGCUAAUCUGUUACUUGGUAUACAUGUCAAGAGUAUGCCUUUCUGUCUUCGUUAGAUAGCCAUAUUCAUUACUGUACUCUAUCGCCGUCCCUCAAUUGUGACACAUCACGCAACUCGUACAACACCCCCUCUUCCCAGUACA